Molecule: messenger RNA, 3261 nt
Organism: Rotaria sordida
Lineage: Eukaryota; Metazoa; Rotifera; Eurotatoria; Philodinida; Philodinidae
Source: the annotation of a GenBank genome assembly
AUGAAUCAAUCACUUACAAAGAACGACAUUUUGAGAUUAAUAAAACAACGUGAUAAGUCAAUUGUUUUUCGUAAACCGAAGAAAUCUUCAAAAUCAUCUCCAGUAUGGGAACAUUUUUGUAUUAUUGUUGUAAAUGAUAUUGAACAAGGAUUUGUUUGUUGUGAUCACUGCAAAGAGUUGUUAGUUUAUCGUCAACGUGAUGGUACAACGUCUAUGGCAAAACAUAAACGUUCAUGUCAUGCUAGUUUAACAAGUUCAAGUAGCUGUUCAGAUGGUCAAUUAUCAGUUACACAAUAUUUCACAUCGUCUAAAAGUUCUAAUGUACCAAAAGGAAUUAAAGAUAAAAUCAAAUUGGCUUGUACUGAAUUUACAGCAUUAGAUUGCCGAGCUUUUGAAUUAGUUACAGGUGAAGGAUUUUUAAAAAUGGCACAAAGUAUAUUUGAUGCUGGGCGAUAUUUUAGUCAUUUAUCGAACAUCAAUGUUAAAGAGUUAAUUCCAUCACCAAUUACAAUUAGCCGCAAUAUAGAUCGUUUAUAUGAAGAGAAGAAAGUUGAUUUAUUAAACUUAUGUUCCAGUAUGACAAGUUAUUGUAUUAUAUGUGAUUUUUGGACAGAAAAAUUUACUGGCCUUUCUUAUUGUGGUUUGGCAUUACGCCAUGUUACAAAAGAUUUCAAAUUAUUAAACUUUAUUCUUGGAUGCUUUUUAUUUGAUUCAGAAUCGCAGUCAGCUAGCAAUAUUCGUGCAUUCGUUGAUUCACAAUUAUUAUCAUUUGGAUUGGUUUUAAAUAGUAACAUUUUUGUUGUCACAGACAACGAGAACAAAAUGCGAGCUGCAUUUAAAGAACGAUGUAUUCGUGUAGGAUGUUCUAUUCACUUUGUAAACAAACAAUUAGAACACUCAUUCACAUCACUUGAAAUUGAUAAACAACCUGUUAAAUGUGAUAAAGCACAAAAUCUUUUUGGUAAUGCAAAACGAAUUGUUACACAUGUACGUCGAUCACAUCGACAAAUAAAGCUAGAAAGAAAAUUACAGUUAUAUUCGGAUACACGCUUUAAUGGUGCAUUUUAUAUGUUAGAAGUUUUUUUUAAUGUUUAUGAUGAAUUAGCUGGUGUUAUAAAUAAAAAUCUAAUCGAUUCUUUAGGUGCUAUUGAUAAAGAUUUAUUAGAAGAAUUAUGUGGUUUUCUGAAACUUUUCGAUCAAGCUAUUAUUCAAUUAAGUGAUGAAGAUAAACCAACUAUACAUCAAGUUAUUCCGAUUCGACAGUUAUUAAUUAAUCAUUGUGGAAUUAAAUAUGAUGAUAGUGAUGGACUCAAAGAAGUGAAACAUUUUCUUGGUGAACGUAUAAAAUCAAUAUGGAUUCCUCAAGAUCAACAUUAUAUGUCCACCUUACUUCAUCCUUCAUUGAAACACUUUCAUAUAGCACCACAUGAAAAAAAUAAAGCAAUUAAAUUAGUCAAACAACAGUUGUUGAAACGUACAUCAAUACCAGUAGUUGUUGCUGCUACUGAUUCACAAACAGGAACAUCAACUACAUCAAGCACAUUUAAUACAUCAACAGCUGUUCCUUCGAAUGAUUUGUUAGGUCGUUGUUUUGAUCAAUCUCAACCUGUUGUUAAACUAGCAAAUGAAUUAGAUGAUUAUAUGUUAUUAGAAACACAACUUCAUGAAACAGACGAUGUGCUUUUAUUCUGGAAAGAAAAUGCUAAAAACUUUCCAGUACUAUCAUCAAUUGUCCGUGAUAUAUUCGCUAUACCUGCUUCUAAUACAAGUGUAGAGAGGUUAUUUUCUUCAUCGAAAAAUACUGUUACUGAUAGAAGAACCAGUCUAGCCGCUGAAAAAGUUAAUAAAUUGUUGUUCCUUCAAAAGAAUCUCUUUUCCUUAGCACAAAUAAAUGAAAAAAUACAGAUGCAAAAACAAGAACAGUCGAAAAGAAGAUUAUCAACAGUUGAUGAUGAACAGAUGUUAGUCUUCAAAAACAGAGAAGAUUCAACUUCAACAACAUCAAUAAAAAAAAUUAAGAAAACUGAUAGUUGUGAUUUUUCAUCUGAUGAUAACUACGAUAUUAUCAACAAUAUCAUUGAAUGAAAUGAAACAUUGUUUGCUUUAUAUAUUUAUAAUGAUUGAGAGAUUUAGAUAUUGUGUUCAACAAGUUCUAUUGUUUUUUUUUCUAUUUUUUAUAAGUUAAUUUAUAAUUACUUUUUGAAUAAAAUGAACGACAACUCAAAACAUAUUUUAAAAAAGUCAUUAUUUGUAUGAAAUCACUUUUUUGAACCCGGAUCCGGUUAUAACAAACUUCCAGACCCGGAACCGGACCCGAAUAUAAAAAAAUUUCAGACCCGAACCCGGAUCCGGACCCGAUUAUAAAAAAUCUUCAGACCCGGACCCGGACCCGGACCCGAGCGGGUCCGGGUAGGGUCCGGGUCCGGGUCCUACCCGACGGGCUCUACUCGGCACGUCACAAGUGAUUAGUGAUUUUUGAGUUUGGAAAAUAUACAGUUUUGUAGCUUUCGAAAAUGGCUAUCGAAUGGUGAAAACCGGAACUCGAUAGCUAUUAGUAUUGGUGAAUUAUUAUCAAAACACCGUGGCAUAUAUCUAUCAUAUAUCCAUGAGGUGGGCCCAUGAUCUUGAACACGCUUGGUGCAAGUAAGGAAUCAAUUUAAAAUAUCCUAUCUAAGUCAGUUUUUCAAGCUGAAAACGAAUCUGAAGUCCAUUUUCGUGAUUUCUGUAGAAAUUGUAUGUCUUUGUGGGGUAGGAUCAAUGCUGACUAGGUAGGACAGGCCACAGUGUGGUCCAUGCUAACUUGGCCCCUGAGUUUUUUUGUCUUGACAAUUUAAUGUCAAAAGAUGUACCUUAAAGAGAUCUAUGUCUGGUAAAAAAAGAAGUUUGGGACCGCUUGCACCACUCAAGAAAAGCCCAAAAUACUGCUAUCCCAGAAUGUAGAAUUUCUUGAGAUUUCGAAGAUUUUUGAUCUAUAGCGUUUCUUUUAUCUCAGAUAUGAAUCAUCAAAAUUGGAUAAAUUUGUAGCCUAUACUGUUCCCUAUCUAAUGAGAUGUGGCCGAUCUCAAAUGGUCAAACUAUUCAUGAGAAAAUGUCAAAAUAGUGAGCACACCCAUUUUUAGCGGAUUUUUAGGGUCAAAAUUGACCCCCUUACACUUGUUUUAGCUCCCAUUUUUCAUAGGUAAAACCAAAUGACCUAAUAUUUUGGAUUUAACUAUAGAUUGCCUAGACCUAUCAUUUAAGAAAAUAAAAUCGAAAAAAAAA